AUGUCAUUUAAGAGGCCGAAUGAGAAUGACAUUACGGUCACGGACGCCGUUCGGGUCGAUGUGCGGCUGUCUGUGCCAUGGCGACUCCGCCCCGGCCAAUACAUCUAUCUCUGUAUCCUACGGGCAGGUCUCACUUCUUUCGCCCAGAUGCACCCCUUCUAUGUAGCAUGGGGAUACCGUGAUGAGGACGGACACGACCACGCAGUACUGAUCGUUGAGAAACAGGAUGGGUUCACAAAAAAGAUCGUUGCGCAUGCUCACGCCGCCGAGGCCUUCUCCGACUGCCCGAAAUUGAAGGCUCUCAUAGGGGGACCAUAUGGACAGGAAAUGGGAUUGGGCUUCUUCGGGACUGUCAUCUUAUUCGCGACUGGAAUUGGCAUAGCUGCACAGCUCCCAUACAUCUCCGAAUUGCUCAGAGAUUAUUCAAAUAAUGAGACGAGGAGGAUCGCCUUGUUCUGGCAGGUCGAGUCGGAGGCGUGGGUCGCCGAUCAUAUGCAAGAACUGUUGUCGCAAGAUGUGAACAGGAUUCUGGACAUCCACCUGUUCGUGGUAGGUGGCUUUCUUUCUCGGAACACCCGGCGAGGAGAUAUCGUCUCGCGUGGCGAGCGAAUAGACGUGACAUACAGCGCAAUGGACGCAAAAGAAAUCAUUGGAGCUGAAAUGAACGGACGAAAAGGUCGCGUUGUUAUUUCAUUAUGCGUAAAGGAUGAGAUAAACAGGGAAAUCCGGAGGGCCGUCCGGCAGCGGCCUGAAAGUAGUUUCCAUAUCAAGGAGAUACCAUUUCAACCGAUGGAUAGGAAAGGAUAUGAGGAUGUCUUGACGGCACUGCUCAAACUUGCCAGACUUCUCUUUGUGAGAUAG
Messenger RNA from Diaporthe amygdali, 861 nucleotides. RefSeq lists its product as uncharacterized. Gene Ontology annotation, biological process: intracellular iron ion homeostasis; iron ion transport; copper ion import. Bases 1 to 861 code for a protein of 286 amino acids. Gene Ontology annotation, cellular component: plasma membrane. Gene Ontology annotation, molecular function: ferric-chelate reductase activity. The record is from RefSeq and is a predicted model, not a curated record. Lineage: Eukaryota; Fungi; Ascomycota; Sordariomycetes; Diaporthales; Diaporthaceae. The transcript has 4 exons.